AUGGCAGACCCCUCAACGUUUGUCACAGAAGGGGUAAUGCCAACUGCGGUGGAGGUGGACACUUGUGUCCUGGAGAUUAGAAGGAAAUACAAUGUCAUUCCAACUCUCACAUGCUCUGUGUGUUUUCUGGUUGGAAUCAUCUACUGCUUCUGUGGCUAUCGCUGCUUUAAGCUUGUCAUGUUCCUGUCGGGCCUGUUGUUUGGUUCGGAGGUGGGCUCCCUGCUGUGCCUGAGAGAGCAGCUCCUGGACACUCCGCUGGACACAGAGACACGGCUGGGAAUUUCUCUGGGAAUCGGCGUCCUGGCCGGCCUUGUGACGGUGCUGGUGCGUUGCGUGGGACUCUUCUUAACCGGCCUGCAGCUGGGCCUUUUACUCUGCGUCGUGCCUCUCCUGGCUGUGGGCCAGUAUUACGACCUAACCCCGGUCUGGGCUCCUCUGGGCACUGUUCUGGGCACCAGCGUUUUCUGUGCCGUCCUUGCCCUACUGUGGCAGAAAGCACUGACUGUGGCUGCCACAGCGGUAAUGGGAGCUGCCUUGGCAGUAACCUGUGUGGAUUACUGGCUUGAGACACCGCUGUUGGUAGUCAGGGCCUAUGAAGGACUGCGACGCACAGAGCAGAAACCAUACUGUUGGUAUAGUUGGCUGAUAGUGGGUGCCUGGCCUGUGCUGGCACUGCUGGGAGCACUGGUGCAAUGGAAGCUGACUGCACGAGGCCUUUCACACACAAAGGUAAUUUUCAGGGGGAGGCAGAAGCAGGUGCAGCUGAUGAAGAUCAGGCAGAGAGAGUCCCGGAGGCGGCCGGAGGGAACCUAUCGACGCAGGCCGCCUCCACUCAAACGCUACGCCGGAGACGUUCUGGCUCCAAGCUACCUGCAGAGCCUGCGUGAGCGACAGAUGAGCACGGGAUCAUCACAGAGCAGUCUGAGCACCGUCCAUCACACCAUGAUCGACUUUGACUACGAGACGGGAUCCAUGGUGCCUCUCACCUCCUCCGCCUCCUCAGCCAUCCUCAGAGUCUGA
Molecule: messenger RNA, 1020 nt
Organism: Chanos chanos (milkfish)
Lineage: Eukaryota; Metazoa; Chordata; Actinopteri; Gonorynchiformes; Chanidae
Product: transmembrane protein 198-like
Exons: 4
Coding region: 1-1020 (339 amino acids)
Cellular component (GO): plasma membrane
Source: RefSeq, a predicted model, not a curated record